Hordeum vulgare subsp. vulgare (domesticated barley) is the source of this 813-nucleotide messenger RNA. Its product is annotated as elongin-C. Lineage: Eukaryota; Viridiplantae; Streptophyta; Magnoliopsida; Poales; Poaceae. Gene Ontology annotation, molecular function: protein-macromolecule adaptor activity. Bases 108 to 470 code for a protein of 120 amino acids. Gene Ontology annotation, cellular component: elongin complex. The transcript is spliced from 3 exons. The record is from RefSeq and is a predicted model, not a curated record. Gene Ontology annotation, biological process: ubiquitin-dependent protein catabolic process.
ACUUUCAUCGGUUUGUUGUUCUUCCUCUCUCUCUCUCUAUCUCUCUCUCCUUCGUGGUGUCGUCGCCUCUCAUCCAAGCUUUAGCGAGGGAAGAGAUUCAGGCCGUGAUGAUGGGGAAAGGAGGCGAGGCCGCGGCGUCGGCGCAGCACAAGGAGGAGAAUGAGGAAGAGGGCGACAUGGUUGGCGUGGUGAAGCUGAUUAGCGCCGAGGGUUUCGAGUUCGUCAUCGACAAGAAGGCAGCCAUGGUCUCCAACACCCUUAGGAACAUGCUCACCUCACCUGGUGGCUUCGCGGAGACGCGCGAGGGCGAGGUGAGGUUCCCGGAGAUCAGCACCGCGAUCCUAGAGAAGAUCUGCCAGUACUUCUACUGGUCGCUCCACUACGCCAGUGGGAAAGAGACGGCGGAGUUCCCGAUCGAGCCAGAAAUAACCCUGGAGCUGAUGAUGGCCGCAAACUACCUCGACACUUAGCCUGGAAAACUUCAUGGUUGACAUGAUGAAUCCAUCGUCCAUUUGGGUUCACUUAGUAGAAAACGUGAUGUUCCACCAUUGUGCUUGCCUUGUCUUGUAAUAAUAGUAAACUACUCCCUCGGUUCCUAAAUAUAAGUCUUUUAAAAGAUUUCACUAGGGGUCUACAUAUGAAGCAAAAUGAAUGAAUAUACAUUUUAAAGUAUGUCUAUAUACAUCCGUAUAUAGUCCAUUAGUGAAACCUUUAAAAAGACUUGCAGGAACGGAGGGAGUAGUAAGGUUGCUUGCGAAUUGCGAUGGAUGUAUUGCACAGUUAUCAGCAGGAAUCUGUCGUUACUGGACCUAA